Messenger RNA from Lineus longissimus, 3725 nucleotides. RefSeq names its product coiled-coil domain-containing protein 57-like. Gene Ontology annotation, biological process: positive regulation of mitotic cell cycle; cilium assembly; microtubule nucleation. Bases 145 to 3384 code for a protein of 1079 amino acids. The record is from RefSeq and is a predicted model, not a curated record. Lineage: Eukaryota; Metazoa; Nemertea; Pilidiophora; Heteronemertea; Lineidae. Gene Ontology annotation, cellular component: centriole; spindle microtubule; centriolar satellite. The transcript has 21 exons.
CCCGCUGUAUUCAAAAAUAAUUGAGAUGGGAUUCUCCUCAUAACAUCGUUUAAAUUCACCAUUUACACCUAGAUUGAACUGGCCGCCGUCCUGUCUGAACGUAUCAGUGAUUGUGCUACUGUUCGAGGUACUGCCGACUUGACCAUGGAUUUGCCUAGGCCUGGACUUCCUGAUGAGAGUGCGCUGAGGGAUUUGGCAGAGCAGAAGGAAAAAGAGUGGAGAGAAAUUCAGGAGCUUAGAAGCCAGACUCUUGAGGCAGGAUAUAAAGACAAAGAGAAACAGCUAAAUGAAGAGAAAUCCCGCUUUCAGAAGUUGAAGGAAGACUUCAAGUACAAUCUGAAGCUGAUUGAUGAGAGGGACAAGGAGCUUGAGAGAUAUGAAAAGAUUUUUCAAGAUUGCAAAUUGACACUCAUACACAAGUCAGCAGAAGUGAGCGAUUUGAAAAUCAAGAUAGAUGAGUUGGAGCGGAAUGUAGCUCGGGAGAGAGAACGAUGUGAUGAGUUACAGGUUCAUUAUCAACAACGUCUGAGAGAAAAACAAGCAGAUAUCAACGAUUACAGAUGUACAAAAGAUGCAGAGGUACAGAAGGAGAGAGAUGGCUUGGAGACUAUUAAGAGAAACUUACAAAGACAGAUUAAAGAGAUUGAAGAUGAGUUGGAUACACAGAGACAUGAACUGACAUCAGGUUUUGAUGAAGCGAUUUCGAGGCGAGAACAUGAAUACAGGAAACAAGUUGAUGAGAUGAGCAGUCAGGUAUUGGCGUAUGAACUCAAGGUGAAACUUCUUCAGAAAGAGUUGGAGAUGACCCAGUGUCACCAAGUGAAGACAAAGGAAGAAUACACAAACAUUGAAGGCAACCAUCGCGAUCUCGAGAAGAAGUUGAAAGAGAAAGACUGGGAAUUAGAAGAUACAAAGGCGAUGAAAGAGGCCAGGAUCACAGAGUUAGAGUGCCAGUUGAAGCAGACGCAAGAAAGCAUGAAAAGGAUGCAGGAAGACUAUGAACGGAAGCAUGCUGAGAUGGAUCGGUACGCUCGAGAAAAGGAGGCAGCCAUAACAAAGAUCAAGGAGGCGCACCAUGAGCAUGAGAGGGGACUUCAGGACAAGAUCAGGGAGCUGCAGAGCCGCUUAGAAGAGACCCAGGUGGAGUCAAGGAGACAUGAAUGGUCCAAUCAAGACUUGUUAAAAGAUAGAGAGAUGCAAGUGCAAAAGCUUCAUAAGGAGUUGGGUGAAAUCAAAGAUAAAUGGGACCUACAGAUUUCGGACAUUUCCCGUAGCACUGUGACCAGGGAUCUUGAAUUCGAGGCAAUCAAGGAAUCUAAUGAAAAACUUAAAGCUGAACUGGUUCAGAGGAAACAGGACAUUGAAAGGUACAAGAAGGACUUAAAUCUUGCUGUUGAGAGAGAGUCGAGCCUGGAACGAUCCAAGGCACAACUGGAGUUGGACUGGCAGAGACGGUACGAGGAUGCCGAGAGACACCAGUUUGAGAAGUCAGAGGAUCUUGUUAAGAAUUUAACAAUAGCUAGAGAUCAGGCGUUUUCUGACUUGAAGGAAAAGCAGCGUGAUUUGAAGCAGCGAGAGGAUUUGAUCCGAGUACUUACCAGAGACCGAAACGCAGUGAUGGUGACAAUGAAGCAGCAUGGCCUAACUUUAGAUAAGAAUAUUCAUCUGGACAGCCUUGAAUAUGUGCCAGAAACGGCCCAGAGGGAGAUCAUCGACCUGAAGGAGCAGAACCAGAGUCUGUGUGAGGUCAUCAAGCAGAUGAGGGAAGAGAUGGAAAGACUAGGAGCAGAGAUGCCACCAGAUGUCAGAAAACUCAAGUCACCAGCAAAAAGUCUUCACUCGUCAGAUUAUAUCAAAAGUUUAGAAUUAGAAGUCAAAGAGUUAAAGUCAAAGAUACGUAGCCUCCAAGCUGAUCUGUCUGAUCGCAGGGGAUUUGAACGACCAGUUGCUGGACCCGUGAAAACUGAUGAUGAUGUGAUGGCAGAGGUCGGUGAUAAUGCCCUCAUCAGGAGUCAUAUACAGUCACUGAAUGAUAUGAUAGGGGCGCUCCGAAGUGAGAAAGUUGACCUCUCCGCCCACACUAAGAAAUUGCAAGCGAGAAUAGAACACCUGGAGAGCCUUGUGGAUCAACUCUCCAAACAGCCACGGCAAAAACAGCUCGAGUUGGAUCAACUCCAGUACGAACUGGGUGCCCAGAGCAGACGGAACCAAGCGGAGGUGUCAAGCCUUCGACAUCGGGUGUCGGAACUUGAGCUCGAGCUGGCAGAGACGAGGAAAGAGGCUGAUGAAUACUUCAAGGGGAAUUUGGAACGAAAUAUGGAGGCGACUGCUCUUGGCAAUCAGGUAUCUGCUAUGAAAUUGCAGAUGGCUCAGAGGAAUCCAUCUAUAAACUAUGGAGCACAGGAAUUGGUAAUCCAACAACUCCAUGAGGAAUUGGAACGUCUCCGACGUCAUCAUGCUGGACAGGACAGCCAGCUAGGUUUUGAUGCCUCGUUCAAAUCUGUGGGUCACGGUAUAACACAGGUGACGCAACUGCGAGGGAAACUCAAGAUGGCCGCCAAACAUAUCAGUCAAUUGGCAAAGGAAAAACAGCAGCUCAUUGAAGUCGGCAACAGGAUGAGAGCUGAGUUAAUUAAAAAUGGUAUCAAAGUUCCAACAGCCCCACCAAAGGCGCCUCCUAAAGUCAUGCCAGCUGAGCCUCUCUACCCAACACAGGGGCCAGGCAGCCCUCGCGCUUUGAAUAACAUGGUCUCGAAUAAACUAAACCAACUUGAAAAACUACAGUAUGAACUGACUAAACAGGAACUUGCCUUUGCUCAGAAGAAAGGUACAGAUAAAGGGAGGCCGGCCCAGCAUGUUUACAACUCAGAAAGUUCAUCAGAUAUAAACAGCGAUGAGUAUCGACCUCCGUCCAUUCUUAAAAGGCCACAUUCAGCUCCUCAGGGCGAAAUGCGAUCAUCAGGUUUCCGAGCUACAGGAAGUAGCAUGGGUAAUACUCAGCGGACCUCCUCACCUGCUGCCAUGGACCCUCAGCUGAUUAUGAGCUUAUCUUCUGUAGGUGGGGAGUCACUUCAGGACCUCUGGAAGAUGGUGGAUGAGGGCCCGAGUAUUUUCACAUCAAGGGAACCAUCCCAUGCAGUUGGUGUGUCACAGCUGCCCACCCAUAUAGAAGAAGAAGCAAGCCAAAUAUCUGAUCGUAAGACUCAGGAGGAACCAGUCCAGCCAUCACCAUCGACAUCAAACGGUUGGACAGUGAAGGGACAGCCAGCUAAGAAAGAAGCCCGGACAAGGUCGGGGGUGAUAUUAUCCGAUAAAGCUGCAGGAAAAGUUGGAAAAAAGGGCAAGAAAAAGACUAAUGUGAGGAAUUAUAAUGUUAAGAACUGACUCGGUGGCAUGGAGAGCUAUAAACAUUUCACAAUCAUCUGCAAAGAAUGGACAAUUUACUAAAACUCAGAAUUAUGAGUUCUAGCUGGAAGCAUUUUAAUGGGAGACUAGAGAGACUGGAGCUAGAUGGGCCUGAUUUAGUUAUACAAAGUUGAUGAUAGGUGUCACUACUAUCUCACAGUAUAUCUGCAUUAUUCGCACUUAAUAUACCGGCUGUAGAGGAAAUUCUAUGUAAUACGCAUUUAAAGCUAAAGAAUGUUUUAUCUUGUAUUGUAAAAAUGAUGCACAUACCUUGUUAAAUAUCAAAAUGAAGAAUUUGUUGAGCAAAAUCAUGACAUGUU